AUGAAUAAGUUCCUUGUUCGUGGCCUUGGCUUUUACAACGAUGCCUACGAUCUCUUUGUCAUGAACGUCGUGAAUGUUGUGCUUGCGGAGCAAUACGGCCAUGAUACAUACUCAUCCUCGAUGAAAUCUUGGGUCUCGGCUGCUGCUAUUAUUGGCGCUGUAGUUGGCCAGCUGGGGUUUGGCUUUUUGGGUGACGUCUUCGGUCGUAAGGUGAACAUGAUCUUUACCUGUUGCUUAUUGAUCGUUGGUGGCAUUCUUUGCGCUGCGGCUUACGCAGGCGAUGGCCGUGCCACGGUUUGGUUUCUCGUCAUUGCUCGCUUGAUCCUUGGCGUCGGUAUUGGUGGUGAAUAUCCACUUGCUGCCAGUACGACCGCCGAGGAUUCAACAAACUCUGCUGAACGUAAUACGGCCGUGGCCAAAACAUUCUCGCUGCAGGGUGUUGGUCAAGUGACAGCCGCUAUCUUGGGCAACCUCCUUGUACAGGCAUUAGCCGACGGUAAGCCUGGUGAGAACAGCGACUCACGACUAGAAGCUAUAUGGCGUCUACUCUUUGCCAUUGGUGUCGUCCCGGCCCUCGUGGUGUGCUACUUCCGUUUCACUGCUGAAGAGACUGAGGCGUACAAGAAUAAGCAACAGCGCGACCAAUUGGCUCAGUACCCGAUGCAGCAGCAAGCUCGUGUCAGCUUCAUCUUCCGUAAUUACGGUGUGAGUUUAUUGGGCACAGCUGGAACGUGGUUUCUCUUUGAUAUCGUGUACUACUCGCAGAAUUUGUUCUCAGCCAGUAUCUUGACUGUAGUGGGUGUGAGUCAUCCAUCCUUGCAGCAGGUGACAACGGAAGUUGCGUUUGUAUCUCUCAUGGCUCUUCCCGGUUACUUUGUGGGAGUAUACGCUAUCAAUCGUCUUGGACGCAAGAAGAUGCAACUUCAGGGCUUCUUUUUCAUGACAGUGCUGUGUUUAAUUAUUGCCAUCUUCUGGGAAGACCUCAAGAACCAAUUGACCGUCUUCAUCAUUCUGUACGGUCUCACUCUAUUCUUCUCUAACUUUGGUCCCAAUAUGUCCACGUUCGUACUGCCGACGGAAAUGUAUCCGACUCCCAUUCGAUCGACAUGCCACGGUUUCUCCGCUGCUGCAGGCAAGGCCGGUGCUGCCAUCGGUUCCUUUGGCUUCUCAAUAUGGGUGGAUAAUCCCAAUUUUGGCUACGCGGGUGCUUUCUACACGUUUGCUGUGAUCUCUGCUAUUUCAAUUCCUUUGACAUGGUUUUGCAUUUUUGACAACACUAAAGGCAUUGAAGAAAUGGACGCCGAGUUUUAUCGUCGCCUUAAUGGUGAGGAAGAUUUUACGCGAGAGUCUUUUAAUUCAUUGUCAAAGGUUGGUGGUGAUGCUACAACACCUAAUGUCUACAACCAGAUCAUGUCACCCGGUGUUGACAUGAUGCAAACGCGCAAAGGUGGAGAAAAGUAG
Messenger RNA from Peronospora belbahrii, 1461 nucleotides. The record is from the annotation of a GenBank genome assembly. Lineage: Eukaryota; Oomycota; Peronosporomycetes; Peronosporales; Peronosporaceae.